GAAAAAAAAAAAAAAAACCGAGGAGAAGGGAGUGUCAGGACAGGGCGGCGCGGCGACACCCGAGGCCUAGUGGCGGCGGAGCGGAGGAUUCAAGGCUGAAGCGGGCUCAGGAGCGGCGGUGGCGGCGGGCGGACAAACGGCCUGACGGAGCCGGGCGGUGGCGGGAGCCGCGGGAGGAGCCGGAACCAUGCCGGCCGUGAGCCUCCCGCCCAAGGAGAACGCGCUCUUCAAGCGGAUCUUGAGAUGUUAUGAACAUAAGCAGUAUAGAAAUGGAUUGAAGUUCUGUAAACAAAUCCUUUCCAAUCCCAAGUUUGCAGAGCAUGGAGAAACCCUGGCUAUGAAAGGCUUAACAUUGAACUGUUUGGGAAAAAAGGAAGAAGCUUAUGAAUUGGUUCGUAGAGGUUUGAGAAAUGACUUGAAGAGUCAUGUAUGUUGGCAUGUUUAUGGCCUUCUUCAGAGAUCAGACAAGAAGUAUGACGAAGCCAUUAAGUGCUAUCGAAAUGCACUGAAAUGGGACAAGGACAAUCUUCAGAUCUUAAGAGAUCUUUCCUUACUACAGAUACAAAUGCGAGAUCUUGAGGGUUAUAGGGAAACAAGGUACCAGUUGCUUCAGCUUCGGCCUGCACAGAGAGCAUCAUGGAUUGGUUAUGCUAUUGCUUACCAUUUAUUAGAAGACUAUGAAAUGGCAGCAAAAAUUUUAGAAGAAUUUAGGAAAACACAGCAGACCUCUCCUGAUAAAGUGGAUUAUGAAUAUAGUGAACUCCUUUUAUAUCAGAAUCAAGUUCUUCGGGAAGCAGGUCUUUAUAGAGAAGCCUUGGAACAUCUUUGUACCUAUGAGAAGCAGAUUUGUGAUAAACUUGCUGUAGAAGAAACCAAAGGGGAACUUCUGUUGCAGUUGUGUCGUUUGGAAGAUGCUGCUGAUGUUUAUAGAGGAUUACAAGAAAGGAAUCCUGAAAAUUGGGCCUAUUACAAAGGCUUAGAGAAAGCACUGAAGCCAGCUAAUAUGUUAGAACGGCUAAAAAUCUAUGAGGAGGCCUGGACUAAAUACCCCAGAGGACUUGUGCCAAGAAGGCUGCCGUUAAACUUUUUAUCUGGAGAGAAGUUUAAGGAGUGUUUGGAUAGGUUCCUAAGGAUGAAUUUCAGCAAGGGUUGUCCACCUGUCUUCAAUACCCUGAGGUCUUUAUACAGAGAUAAAGAGAAGGUGGCAAUCGUAGAAGAACUAGUAGUUGGGUAUGAAACUUCUCUAAAAAGCUGUCGCCUAUUUAAUCCCAAUGAUGAUGGAAAGGAGGAACCUCCAACCACAUUGCUUUGGGUCCAGUACUAUUUGGCACAACAUUAUGAUAAAAUUGGCCAGCCCUCUAUUGCUCUGGAAUACAUAAAUACUGCUAUUGAAAGUACACCAACAUUGAUAGAACUCUUUCUUGUAAAAGCUAAAAUCUAUAAGCAUGCUGGGAAUAUUAAAGAAGCUGCCAGGUGGAUGGAUGAAGCCCAGGCUCUGGACACAGCAGACAGAUUUAUUAAUUCUAAAUGUGCAAAAUACAUGUUAAAAGCCAAUCUGAUUAAAGAGGCUGAAGAAAUGUGCUCCAAGUUUACGAGGGAAGGCACAUCAGCAGUAGAGAACCUGAACGAGAUGCAGUGCAUGUGGUUCCAGACAGAGUGCGCCCAGGCAUACAAAGCAAUGAACAAAUUUGGUGAAGCACUUAAGAAAUGUCAUGAAAUCGAGAGACAUUUUAUAGAAAUCACUGAUGACCAGUUUGACUUCCAUACAUACUGUAUGAGGAAGAUUACCCUUAGAUCAUACGUGGACUUAUUAAAACUAGAAGAUGUACUUCGACAGCAUCCAUUUUACUUCAAAGCAGCAAGAAUUGCUAUUGAGAUCUAUUUGAAACUUCAUGACAACCCUCUUACAGAUGAGAACAAAGAGCAUGAGGCUGAUACAGCAAACAUGUCUGACAAAGAAUUAAAGAAGCUACGUAAUAAACAAAGAAGAGCUCAAAAGAAAGCCCAGAUAGAAGAAGAGAAAAAAAAUGCAGAAAAAGAAAAACAGCAGAGAAAUCAGAAAAAGAAAAAGGAUGAUGACGAUGAGGAAAUUGGAGGCCCCAAAGAGGAACUGAUCCCAGAGAAAUUGGCCAAGGUCGAAACACCGUUGGAAGAAGCUAUUAAGUUUUUAACACCAUUGAAGAACUUGGUGAAGAACAAGAUAGAAACUCAUCUUUUUGCCUUUGAGAUUUACUUUAGGAAAGAAAAGUUUCUUUUGAUGCUACAAUCAGUAAAGCGGGCAUUUGCUAUUGAUCCUAGUCAUCCCUGGCUACAUGAGUGCAUGAUUCGACUGUUUAAUUCUGUGUGUGAAAGUAAAGACUUACCUGAAACAGUUAGAACAGUAUUAAAACAAGAAAUGAACCGUCUUUUUGGAGCAACAAAUCCAAAGAAUUUUAAUGAAACUUUCCUGAAAAGGAAUUCUGAUUCAUUGCCACAUAGAUUAUCAGCUGCCAAAAUGGUAUAUUAUUUAGAUUCUUCUAGUCAGAAACGAGCAAUAGAGUUGGCAACAACACUUGAUGCGUCCCUCACCAACAGAAACCUUCAGACUUGCUUGGAGGUGUUAGAAGCCUUGUGUGGUGGUAGCCUAGGAGACUGUAAAGAAGCUGCUGAAGCAUACAGAGCAAACUGCCACAAGCUUUUCCCUUAUGCUUUGGCUUUCAUGCCUCCUGGAUAUGAAGAGGACAUGAAGAUCACAGUUAACGGAGAUAGUUCUGCAGAAACUGAAGAACUGGCCAAUGAAAUUUGAACAUCAUUAAACAAGCAGAUGGAAUGACUUUGGACCAUAUCUAGUGUAUAAUAUUUUUGUCACGCACCUGCUGCAUUGCUCUAACUUACACAGAAUGAGAGGAGUAAAUGUUCUUGCCUUCAAAUAGUCUUACUUUUUUUUUUAUCCUGCUGAAAACUAUAUAUAAAAUAUCUAACAUUACAGGAUAUAGAUUCCGUUUCUUAAAAAAAAUUAAAAGCUGCUAAAAUUGAGGGGUUAAAAAAAAAAUCCAUAUCCUAUUCCUACCUUCCCUGCCCAUGUUUUUAAACUAAUUUAUAUAAAAUCUGGAGGCUAUUACAGCUAACAUAGCAGGUGUGUGGCAGAAAUAUUACUUUCAAUUCGUCUUGUGAGAUUUUACUAUAUCUCAGACAGCAUAAAUGCUGUUUUAGCACUGGAUUCUUUCACUGAGCACAAAGAGUUGUUGGGGCUUUAGCAUCUGACUGAUUUUGUUACGGGGUUGAUUCUUGACCAUAGGAAGUAUGCAAUGUGAAUCACUAUGUACAGAGCCAUCUACAACAGAUGCUUGACGUUGUAGAGACUGGGACACAUAGCUACCAAGCAGAUUAAAUGAAACCUAGAAGGUGUUCAGUAUGUGUGUUGUGUUUCCAAAAUUCACUGUACAUGAUCAGUUUGGUGUUCUUGUACCACAGUUUUUAACCGAAGGAACCAGUUGGAACAAUCUCAAUUUUAACUAAAACUUGAAGAACUAAAAUAGCAAUGCAAACCUUUAGCAUUGUUUUGGCCAAACUUGUUAAAACUGUAAUGCAAGAACCAAAUGCACUGUGAUGUGGCACCAACUAAUUAGCAAGCAUGAAUUUUCACCCGAGAGUGAAAAAAAGAAAAAAUCUACCAUGGCUUGAAGUUAAAGAGCAGAACUCCUGACUACCAUUCUAUGACUGAUCAAGAGACUAAUAGCUAAAAACCUCAGCAGGCCUUGUUCACGAUAUGCAGAAAAAAGUGCUGCAGUUUAGAUACCUCUGGAACUUUUCCACAGUGUCACAGGUUUGUAAUACUUGAAGCCCUUCAUUUCUAAGAAUAUAUUUCUUGCUCAGUUGUUUCAGGCAAGCCCAAGACUUUGUAAUUUUUAAAGGGCCCAAGAUUUUUUUUUCAAUAACAGACCAGCUUCUUUUUCCUGCAGUUACAAAUGUAAUUUCUUUUUUUUGUUGUCAAACAUAAGGUACCAAAUAUGAUGCAAUAAAUUGUUUUGAAAAACAGUUGUGUGAAUAUUUCCACUAAUCUGAGUUGGGCUUCUGUGAAAUACACAGGUGGAAACAGAGGUGGAAGCCAGAGGCAAUGAGUGUAGGGCUAGUACAGAGGGGAGCUUUAUAGAGUGGGCUAAAUGGUGGUGUCAGGGAAGUUCCAGAAUUAAGUAGAAUGCUGCUCCUUUGUUCCGAUUUCAUUGAGGGCUAGGAUGGUGGCAGGUCCUAUGGAUGUAAUUCAGAAUCUGAAAGGAAAACUAAACACGACUAUAUUGAUUGGAAAACGAGCCUUAAACACGUCAAACCUGUACACUGAGAACUAGCCUCAGGCUCAAUAUUUCUUUAUGUUUGCAAGGUCUGAGAAAUUAAGUUUUAAGUAAAAUGAAUUAAGUGUAUAUAAAAUUGAACUUUUGUAGUAUUUUAGUUAUAGGUAGUACAUCCGCUAAAGGGGAUUUUCAGAAGGCCAUAUCCUUUUACUCCAUAGAACAUGAUCUGCAUUCCACAUCCCAGGCUAAGAGGUCGUGGUGGAUGCAAAGAUAAUGACAGCCUCAACUCCAGUGCUUCGCUUUAACAGGCCCUGUCUCAGGAACAUCUUAACAGAUGGCAAAAAAAAGAAAAAGAAAA
This is a messenger RNA of Acomys russatus (golden spiny mouse), 4626 nucleotides long. RefSeq names its product N-alpha-acetyltransferase 15, NatA auxiliary subunit (gene Naa15). Gene Ontology annotation, biological process: N-terminal peptidyl-methionine acetylation. Gene Ontology annotation, cellular component: cytoplasm; NatA complex. The record is from RefSeq and is a predicted model, not a curated record. NCBI's taxonomy places the organism in Eukaryota, Metazoa, Chordata, Mammalia, Rodentia, Muridae. Gene Ontology annotation, molecular function: protein binding; protein-N-terminal amino-acid acetyltransferase activity.